Linum trigynum is the source of this 1058-nucleotide messenger RNA. Lineage: Eukaryota; Viridiplantae; Streptophyta; Magnoliopsida; Malpighiales; Linaceae. The record is from the annotation of a GenBank genome assembly.
CAUCCACCCUUAACCCAAAACCCACUACGUACACAAUCCUCCACCGGCGACAGCCGCCAUGGCCGCCGCCAGCAGCACCAAAGUGACCGCCGUCUUCUUAAUAACCAAUCUCCUCUUCUUCACCGCAUUCUCCGUCUCCACUGACUGUCAUUGCGGCGAGUCCCCCAAGCCACCAACCCCCGCACCCAAGCCGCCAGCAGUCAAGCCACCAGCUCCCGCACCAAAGCCGCCAACCCCCGCACCCAAGCCGCCAGCGCCCAAGCCGCCAACCCCCGCACCGAAGCCGCCAGCAGUCAAGCCACCAGCUCCCAAGCCGCCAACCCCCGCACCGAAGCCACCAACUCCUGCCCCCAAGCCGCCAGCAGUCAAGCCACCGGCUCCCGAACCCACGCCGCCAGCUCCCGCGCCGCCGCCCAAGUGCCCUAAGGACGUGUUGAAGCUAGGAGCCUGCGCGGACCUCCUAAAGGGGCUGGUCCACGCGGUGAUUGGGACCCCACCUUCCGACAAGUGCUGCGCCUUGAUCGAAGGGUUGGCUGACGUGGAAGCCGCGGUGUGCCUCUGCACCGUCAUCAAGGCCAACGUCGCCGGGAUCAACCUCACCGUUCCCGUCUCCCUCAGCCUGCUCCUCUCCGCCUGCCAGAAAACCGUGCCUCCCGGCUUCCAAUGCUGAUGAUUGUCGAUCUGUUCAAUAAUUGCCCACGUGCGUGCAUGGAGUUAUUUAACUCAACUCGUUAAUUACGUACCUAGCUAUCUACCAAGGAUGAUUUCUCCAUGUACGGACGUGGGCUGCCGUCAUUUUAUUUGUACUGCUAAUUAUUUGAUGCAACCGCCUUUGUGUUCUUGUUUAGUUCUAAUUUUGGCAGUGCCUUUGAUUUGAUUAAGUACUGUUCGUACCUGAGUUGUUCGUUUGGAAUAAUUGGGCAAACUUGUUUGCCUUGUAUACUUGUUAUGUGUCGUUUAUGUAUUAUCACGCACUGUUGUAUGUGUUAAAUUAGUGGGUUAUAGGUAUAAUAUGCCCUUUAUUAUUUGGUUUUAUCAAAUAUACUAGCCUAUAGCCC